AUGUCAAGUCUAUUUCUUUUUACUCAUACACAAACAAAGGAUGGUCGUUCACAAUCCCAAAUCCAGUCGGAUGUUCACGAAAAACUCAAGGAGAUAUCCGAAAAGAUUAAGCGCGAUGGAAUUUCUCUUCCUGAGAUACUUCGACCCCUUACACAAUGCGCGGUGGCGGAUUGCGUCAUAGGUCCAUCUCACAUUGCAAUGAGGCUUGAGGUAUUGCUGUUUUUCUCUUAUUUCCAAGGAUGGCCGCGUUUGCAGGAUUGGCGUGGUAAACUUGGUGACUCUCGGACUGGUGGUUCCGCUUCACUGCGAGAUGGCUCUUCCGCCGCUGUGCGUGGUUCUUCGGGGGGGCCAUGUGCUCGCUCAAUUCGUUCACCACUAAAUCUUCUAAGCCGUAGUUCACGAGGAAUAAAUUUACCGAGAGAAAUGCAACGUCAAGGGAUUUGUCUUUCAAGACCUCUAGCGUCAAGAAUUCCUGCCAGCGAAGUUCCAGAAUCAUUUAUUGAACAGUGUCAAACAGUAUUACAGGGUAAAUCGCGCCAGCUCAUUAUACGCGAGUUACAACGCACUAAUCUUGAUGUCAACAUGACUGUGAAUAAUCUUCUUUCAAUGGAUGACGAAGCGGAUCAAAGUGGAGGUAACGCUGGAGGGGCAGGAACAGGAUCUGGUGGUGCGAAUAGUGCUGAUGAUUGGGAAGAUGAUACUGAGGAUCUCUUGUCCUUACUUGAGCAUCCUGAGGGACACUUUUUAUUUGAACCAGAUAGUCUUGUGGGCGAAGAAUUCUUCGGGCCAGUUCGCUAUCGUACCGAUAUUUCACAGGAUUAUGAUUAUUCAUUCGUCAGUGAUCGUCGGAAACGGCGACGUCUGGAUACUCAUCUUUAUUUGCGUGGCUCUGAAAUUUAUACUAACAGAUCUAGUGUUACCGGUGGAGCAGGAAUUGGAGAAUCUUCUGGUCGCUCAAAUGUUCUUGACCCUCUGCAUCCUCUGAACUUCCACGUAGUUGCUUAUUUUCGUUUUAAUUAA
Molecule: messenger RNA, 1020 nt
Organism: Protopolystoma xenopodis
Lineage: Eukaryota; Metazoa; Platyhelminthes; Monogenea; Polystomatidea; Polystomatidae
Source: the annotation of a GenBank genome assembly